This is a messenger RNA of Pisolithus orientalis, 2338 nucleotides long. RefSeq lists its product as uncharacterized. Gene Ontology annotation, cellular component: nucleus. Lineage: Eukaryota; Fungi; Basidiomycota; Agaricomycetes; Boletales; Pisolithaceae. Gene Ontology annotation, molecular function: polynucleotide 5'-hydroxyl-kinase activity. The transcript is spliced from 5 exons. Gene Ontology annotation, biological process: cleavage in ITS2 between 5.8S rRNA and LSU-rRNA of tricistronic rRNA transcript (SSU-rRNA, 5.8S rRNA, LSU-rRNA). The record is from RefSeq and is a predicted model, not a curated record. The coding region runs from base 49 to 2082 and encodes 677 amino acids.
UGUCUUUUGUUGAGAAAAGCUUGUGUUGCACUACAGCUUCGCUAAGAUAUGUUGAGUGCCGUCGCAGCCCGCAAAGCCUCUGCAAGACAGGCGAACGAGCGACCUGCCCAGUCAACGCCCCAUCCGGCGUCGGUUCAAGCAUUCGGAGAGUGGAGUCCUUCACGUCCCAUUGAACUCGACUCAGAGCCCGAAGCACCCAGACCCGAACCAACCGUGAUAUCCAAUUUUUUACCUGUUCUCGGCCAAAAUACCUUCGCUGUCACUCAUGAUGAUCUCUCUGCGAUGGGGUUCCAGGGCGAUGGGGGGAUGGUCUUGGUUCUAAAUGCCAAUGAAUUCGUCGCGCUCCUCGGUGUCUACCUCCUCGCUGUGCUCCAAGGUCGUGCAAAACUAUGCGGCGUCGCGCUCGGUCCUUCGGCGACGCAACACCGAGUAUUCGCACCAAGGUCGUCGCCUAUACCCGUGAUCUCGUGGACUUCUAAGGAAAGCCACUUGAAAACGUCGCAGCGACUGUUACCACCCAAUGUUCACGCAAACCCAGACGCGACAGUCGUACUGAUUCAGUACGCGAGCACAGGUGUGGAGGGUUUAGGUCGCAUAUGCAGAGUUUUUGAGAAUAUCGGAAUCCCCGAACUACGUCUCGUAUCUCACAGUACAAAGGAUACGCUGCCUUUUAUUCUCCCGCCCUCCUGGGAGGCUGGGCUCGCAUAUGUGGAUCCUGCGUCUAAUAGCAAGACCGACAUUACUGUGACGCCACUCUGUGUGGUUAAAGGACCAAAGAAGUCUGGAAAAAGUACAUUCUCUCGCACUCUGCUAAAUCGACUCUUGAAUCGUUAUCGGCGCGUUGCAUUCCUUGAGUGUGAUGUUGGUCAAUCUGAAUUUACUCCUGGCGGCAUGGUUGCUCUCACCAUUAUAGAGAGCCAUGUUUUCGGACCUCCCUUUACUCACCCAAGUUUACCCUACAGGGCGCAAUACAUUGGAUCAUCCACCCCUCGCGCAAAUCCUUCUUAUUAUCUUUCUGCAAUACAAUCCCUUCUAGAGACAUAUAAACUAGAAGUGCACAUCCCUGCACUCACUGACACUUCGUCAUCUAGUGACGGUCGUGUCGAGGAUGUCAUCCCACUUGUAGUCAACACCAUGGGCUGGACAAAGGGCCUCGGUGCCGACCUUAAUGCACAGAUUGAAGCACUAGCCGAGCCUUCCUACGUUUUCGAGAUUGAAGGCUCGGAGGAAUGGGGUUGGCCCGCCCGAUCAGCCGAGCUGGUUGGGGACAAUGCUUUCCCGCUUUGCACCCCCGCCAAGGAUAUUGUACGUGUACAACUGGAAGCUAUACAGGCAGAGGCGACGAAUAUGCAUGUAUACUCGGCCGCCGACCAUCGGAAUAUCAACAUCCUGUCUUACUUCCAUGCAGCCUUUCCACCCUUCAUUACAGAACAGCAGCCGUCUGCCUCGGUUCCCUUCUCUGCUGUACCGUCUCCAGUCGCUCUGCGCCAGGUCUUGGCCAAAUGCUGGGAUGCUACACUUCCACUGUGUGCGCGGUACCCAUUCGAAGUUUCUUGUCAGAGUGCAUUUGACAGGGUGUACCUGGUGGGCUCCGGGUAUGAGGACGUUAUCCCUUCGGAAUUGCCUGGUGUUCUCAAUGGCGCAGUGGUAGGCCUUGCGGCGUACGAUGAAAGCACGAAAGAGGCGGAGAUAGAGCCAGUGGAUCAAGGGGUUUCCUCGCUACCCUACUCUCCUGGUCAACCCCCACCCGAUCCUUCAACGUCGAAUUGUCUUGGUCUCGCACUCAUACGUGGGGUUUUCUCUUCCAGUGAUCCAUCGCCGACGCCUUCACAUUCAUCGUUGACACAUCUUCAUGUCCUUACUCCACUUCCACCAUCCGUUCUGAGACACGCACGCGUACUAGUCAAAGGCGAGCUUGAACUACCAAUAUGGGGCAUGCUCGACUUCAGAGAGGGUGAGGAGGGGGGUGUAGCGGGCGUAGAGAAAGAUCAGGUACCUUACCUGCAAUGGGGGAAGGGUGAGGGAUUGGGAAGCCAGAGAAGGCGGGUGAGGAGGAACUUGAUGCGCAAGGCACAGAUGUAAAAAUCAGUGCAUCAGUGUAUCCGAAGGUGGGAGAUAAUUUAUCUGAAAAGUACAAGUAUGUCAGAAUAAAUCAUUAGUCCCCGUUUUCCAUCCAAAAGAUUUGCAGAGAAACACAUGGCUUCAUAACGUUGGCGAGGAAUUUCUACACCUACUAGUCGUCGUCGCGAGGAAGAGAGACACCCUCGUGUUCGGGUAUUUGCCGGAUCGCUUCUAUCCUGGGACUGUGACAACUGGAAUUGGAACACAAACAUACAGU